UCAGUAUAUAUUCAGGUGAAUUUCUCCGGGUUUUUUUUCAUUGCUUUGGUUAUCCAAGCACUGUAGGUAGAAAGGAAGAGCUCCAGCUACUGUCCAGCACACUAAGACUCGUGAUGUCGCCGAUGGUAGGCGUGUCCCUUCUGGCCCUGGUCCUAUCAGGAGGAAGCUGGGCGUUUGUGCCCACCGGCGACGGACCCUCCACUCACGUCCGGAUGACAGAAUCAGCAGUGCUACAGAAGGUCGUCGAGGUGUGCCGGGCCAUCGCUGAGUCAGAGGGACGGGACUUCAUCCUCACAGGUAACUCACCUGAGGAAAUUGUCCAGGCCUGUCUGGGUCCCACAGCUACGGGGGAAGUUUCAGCCUCUAAGUUCAAAUCCGCCCUGAACGAGAUCAACGAACAGCACCCCCUGGUGGACCGAGACUUUGCCGACAGCCCAGAACAUCACUUCGAUUCAGAGGAGUUUGUUCGAGGCCGGGGCCUGAUCACCGAUGGGGUGGCCAGCAUCAAGGCCAACGUACGCAAGGAGAACUUCGUGGCUGCCAGAGAGACUCUGGGGAAGGUGCUGCAUACCCUGCAGGACUUCUACAGCCACAGUAACUGGGUAGAUCUGGGCUACACCCAACCAUAUAUCAACUUAUUACGCCCCGACCUCCCACUGGAAAACCUAGCGGAUUUCAAAACUCCAACCUGUAAGGACUGCACCAAUGGUGGGUUCUGUCCCAACUCCAUUUUGCCCGACAUCCUCAACAAGAAGAUACUCACGUCAGGAUACAUGGGGAUCUACACCCCGGCCAAGCCUAGAGGGAAGUGUAGCCAUGGAGGUGCUGCAGACCUGUCCAGCUUGGAGAUUCCUCGUGGGGGCAUCAGCAAGGAUGAGCUUCGCGCCGACAAUGUGGCCCUGCACAAUGCUGCUGUUACCUUGGCUACCACCGCCAGCCUGCAGCUUUUGGAUGACAUACGGGGCGCCGCUGGCGACAAGGACUUUCUACGCCUUAUGGGAAUAGCACGUUCCUCAGUCUUGGCUUUUGUGAUUGACACCACUGGGAGCAUGAGUGAUGACAUAGCUGAAGCCAAGCGAAUGGUCAACGAGAUCAUCGACAGCAAAAAGGGAACGCAGGACGAGCCCUCCCAGUACAUCCUGGUGCCCUUCAACGACCCAGAUUUCGGACCCUUGAUAAGAACGACAGAGCCUAACGUCAUGAAAGCGCAGGUUGCUAAGCUCACCGCCAAAGGAGGUGGAGACAAACCUGAGAUGUGCUUAUCAGGACUGCAGUUGGCGCUGACCGGUGCCCCAGCAUCAUCCCACAUCUACGUUUUCACUGAUGCUCCCCCAAAGGACAUUUCACUAAAGGACACCAUCGUCGCCCUGAUCAGAAGCACCAAGUCCACGGUGUCUUUCUUCAUGACCGGUGACGGAGCCGGUGCUCGGAGGAGGAAGCGUGCGGUUGGGAUGUUUGACAUCUAUAAGGAUCUGGCCCUGGCGUCUGGAGGUCAAGCUAUUGGUGUCAGCAAGGCUAACUUGCCUCAGGCCACUGACAUUAUUGCUGACUCAUCCACCUCUGCCCUGGUGACAGUGCUACAGCGAGCAAGGAACCCCGGCAAAGCUGAGAAGUUCUCCUUCCAGCUGGAUGAGUCUCUGACCAACAUCACCAUCUACAUCACUGGAAAAAGCCUCACCUUCACCCUCAAGAACCCGGCAGGCGUCACUCAGACAGAGACCGAGGCCAGCGGGAAACUGGGGACCGUCCAGAAAGUGGGAAACCUCUACCGGAUACGCCUGGCCUCCAACAAACAGACAGGAUUAUGGGAAAUCAACAUGAACUCCAACCAGCCCUACACACUGAAGAUCACGGGUCAGAGUACCAUUGCCUUUAUUUAUGAUUUUGUGGAAUCUUUUGGAGGGCCUCAUCCUGGAUACGCCCCGAUAUCUGGACGUCCAGAAUCAGGUGUUCCUGCAAUUCUAUUGGUGUCAGUGUUGGGCAAGAAGGGACCGGCCUCUUUCAAGAUCUCCGAUGUUGCCUUGGUAACAGUGUCAGGGUCAGAGGUUGUUGGUGGGAUCCUGGAAGGCAUGGGCAACGGCGACUUCCUUGUUACUGUAACCAAGGUCCCUGCGGGCGAGUUUGUGGUGCUGCUGAACGGGACCGACCUGGUUUCCUCCACUUUGUUCCAGAGACAGUCCACCACUCAGAUGUCCGUUUCCAAAGUUACCAUCAGGGCCGUGGUGGACAGAACCAUGGAGCCUGGUAAGGCCUUCACUCUUCCAUUCGUUGUCAUGACAAACAGCACAGGAGGCACUUAUAAAAUCAAUGCCAGGAAUGACAAAGACUUCACUAUGAACUACCCCACCAGCGUCAUGGUGGGGACCGGAGAAAAGGCCACCGCUAAUCUGACCAUCACAGCGCCCGCCAACACUGAGUCAGGGACGGACAUCACCCUGACCGUCGAGGCCGUGGCCCCGGGAUCUGUUGACUCCAACUACGUGGUCCUGCGCCUCUCUGUCGUCACCAAGGUGACAGAUUUCACUCCUCCUCAGUGUGAGGUUGUCAACGUUUCCGCGGUUGACUGUCCGGCCGACCCAGUGUUCUGCAACGCCUCCUUCUGGCAGCUCUCUGCUAACCUGACCGACGGCGUCAACGGCACGGGCAUUGCCACCCUCAAAAGCCGCCAGGGCGUUGGCAGCCUCACCCACACUGACCUGAAGCAGAUGUUUGUUGCGGCGUAUUUCAACGCCUCCUGCUGCUCUCGGACGGUGGAGCUGGUGGCGGUGGACAACGCCAUGAACGUCGGGACGUGUUUGCAUUCCCUGCCUUCCAUAACCACCUCUGUCGCCCCUUCCACUGCCCCUUCUUCAGGCCCGCCCACCGCCCCUUCCUCCGCCCCUUCCACCGCCCCUUCUUCAGGCCCGCCCUCCCUCACCCUCAGCCUUCCACUAUGGUUCUGUCUCCUAGUUUCUGCCUUGCCACUAUACCAUCCAGGGACCUACUGAUCUGACCUACUGAUCUGCUGCGCCACCGGGGAAGACCUAUACAUUUAUACUAAGUUUGUCUAAAAAUGUGAAAGUGCCCGCACACUUAUUCUAACAAUGCAUGUUUUAAGAGGGACAGAAAUGGGAACCUUAAAAGAACAUGCUAUAUUCCGUCUUUCACAUACCAAAACAAACCUUACAGGGGUCAAAAGCAUAUGGUUACGUUGAAGUUCUCAAAAGAAAUUGCUAGUUAAAUGUAUAGUAUAAAUACCUUAUAGUCAAAAGUUGACUAUAGUUAGGGCCAUGGUGGUGCGGAACGUAACCAACACAGCACUGACACAGGCUGCUCUUACACACAACAACAUGGAUAGCCUUGACACUGCCUUUAGCCGUGGUCCACAAAGCCCUCGGGGGCCUUGACAUUACAAACUGGUCUGGUUCUUAAAACAUGCGCCUGACUUCCCCUUUUGACAGACCUACAGCUGUCUAGAAGCCAAACAAACUGUCCUCUAGACAGCUUUUUUUGCACAAGCUCCUCUGACUGCCUGGAUAGGAUUCCGCAUCUGCAAUUCACACUCCCUCUGUUUUGGUGAAGUUUUAUGUUAAUGUAUUGUUGAGUUUUUAUUAUUGCUGUAAUUCAUGGCUCAACUACAAAAGAGACAUACUGCAGGUCUCAUACUGCAGGUUUGAUUCACUGUGUAUGGAAAAAAGAAAGCUAAAAAUAAAGCUCUACUUGUCAUUUAAUUACCAAGGUACUCAAGCCCCACCCACCUCAAAAUAAACCAAUUGUUACCGUCA
Messenger RNA from Esox lucius (northern pike), 3764 nucleotides. RefSeq names its product von Willebrand factor A domain-containing protein 7-like. The transcript is spliced from 18 exons. The record is from RefSeq and is a predicted model, not a curated record. Bases 114 to 2987 code for a protein of 957 amino acids. NCBI's taxonomy places the organism in Eukaryota, Metazoa, Chordata, Actinopteri, Esociformes, Esocidae.